AUGGCAAAGAAGUCAAAGAAGAAUCAACAAAAUUACUGGGAUGAGGAUUUUGAAGAAGAUUCACCCCAAACGGAGGAAUUGGGUGAGCCUUCCGUAGAAGCUACCCCAGAAGUUCCCUCCGAAGAGCAAGGUACCCCAGAAGCUGAAGUUGCCGAAGCAACCGAGGCAACUGAAGCUGACUUCAUGUCCACUUUGAAGAAAUCUAAGAAGAAGCAAGAAAAGAAGGAUACAGAACAAGAUGCCGGAAAACCUGUUUUGAAAUCAAAGAAGGAAAAGGAAAAGGAAAAGAAGGAAAGAGAGAAGCAGAAGAAGAAGGAGCAAGCUGCCAAAAAGAAGGCUCAACAACAAGCACAGAAAGAGAAAAACAAGGAGCUUAACAAGCAGCAAGCUGAAGCUGCCGCAGAGGCCAAGGCUAAGAAAGAAAGUUCGAAAGAAUCAUCUCCUGCACCAUCGAGCGCUCCUAAGAAGCCUGCUAAAAAGGUUCCAGCUGGUUUGGCCGCUCUGAAACGUCAACUAGAGUUGAAAAAACAAUUGGAAGAAGAAGAACGUGCCGCCAGGGAAGAAGAAGAACGUCUAGAAAGAGAAGAACAGGAACGCCAAGCGAAGGCAGAAGAGGAAAAGGAAGAAGCCAAGCGCGUCAAAAAGGAAAAGGAAAAAGCUAAACGUGAAAAGCUAAAGGCAGAGGGCAAACUCCUGAGCAGAAAGCAAAGAGAAGAGAAAAAGCUUUUGGAGAAGAGGCGCGCCGCCUUGUUAGCAGCUGGUAACAUUCAUGUCGCUGGUCUAGCCAAGAAAGAAGGAGAAGGUCAGGCUAAGCCUAAGAAGGUUGUUUAUGGGAAGAAGAAGAAGAAGAGUGCUGAAGAUAAGGAAGCAGAAAAAGCUGCCGAAGCAAGGAAUGCUCAGGCGACCUCCAACGCCGAAGAGGAGCAGGACGAAGAAGCAUUAAUUGAUGAUUGGGAGAAUUUGGCAUUGGACGAAGAUGAAGAAGGUCAAGAAAAAACUCCUGAAGCCGAGGAAGAGGAAACUGAACCUCAAACUCCAGAAACUGGAUUGGAAGUUAAUGAGGACACAAGAAAAAACAUUGUUCCUCAGGAAAGUGCUGAAGUGAAGGCGGAUGUGGUCGUCAGUUCGACUACAACUCCAUCACCAGCUCCUGCUUCCAAUAAGAGAGACUUGCGUUCUCCUAUCUGCUGUAUUUUGGGUCAUGUCGAUACUGGUAAAACCAAACUACUGGAUAAGAUCAGACAAACAAACGUCCAGGGAGGUGAAGCUGGUGGUAUUACUCAACAAAUCGGUGCUACUUAUUUCCCAAUUGAUGCCAUUAAGCAAAAGACUGCAGUCAUGGCAGAUUAUGAAAAACAAACAUUUGAUGUUCCAGGUUUGUUGGUCAUCGAUACUCCAGGUCACGAAUCGUUCACGAACUUACGUUCAAGAGGUUCUUCCUUAUGUAACAUUGCUAUUUUGGUGAUCGAUAUCAUGCACGGUCUAGAACAGCAAACAAUCGAGUCCAUCAGAUUACUGAGGGACAGAAAGGCACCUUUCGUGGUGGCCUUGAACAAAAUCGAUAGAUUGUACGACUGGCAAGCUACACCAAACAACUCAUUCAGAAGCUCUUUCGAGAAGCAACCAAGAGCAGUUCAACAAGAGUUUCAAACUAGAUUGGAUGGUAUCAAGGUUGCUUUGGCUGAACAAGGUUUGAACUCAGAACUAUACUUCCAGAACAAGAAUAUGGCUAAGUAUGUUUCUAUUGUUCCUACUUCUGCUGUGACCGGUGAAGGUGUACCAGAUCUGUUGUGGCUAUUGUUAGAAUUGACUCAAAAGAGAAUGUCUAAACAGUUGAUGUACCUAUCCCACAUUGAAGCUACUAUUUUGGAAGUUAAAGUUGUCGAAGGUUUCGGUACCACGAUUGAUGUUAUCUUGUCAAAUGGUUAUUUAAGAGAGGGUGACAGAAUUGUGCUCUGUGGUAUGAAUGGCCCCAUCGUAACAACAAUAAGAGCGCUUUUGACUCCUCAACCUUUACGUGAGUUGCGUUUGAAAUCUGAAUACGUUCACCACAAAGAGGUUAAGGCUGCAUUAGGUGUAAAAAUUGCUGCCAACGAUCUAGAAAAGGCCGUCUCUGGUUCUAGGCUUUUAGUUGUGGGUCCUGAUGAUGAUGAGGAAGAGAUGAUGGAUGAUGUCAUGGAUGACCUAACAGGUCUUCUGGAUUCUGUUGAUACAUCUGGUCGCGGUGUUGUCGUCCAGGCCUCGACCUUGGGUUCUUUGGAAGCUCUGUUAGAUUUCUUGAAAGAUAUGAAAAUUCCAGUUAUGUCCAUCGGAUUGGGUCCUGUCUACAAGAGAGAUGUCAUGAAGGCUGCGGCAAUGUUGGAAAAAGCUAAAGAGUUGGCAGUAAUGUUGUGUUUCGACGUUAAAGUCGACAAGGAAGCUGAACAGUAUGCUGAUGAGCAAGGCAUUAAAAUUUUCAAUGCUGAUAUCAUUUAUCAUCUGUUCGACGCUUUCACUGCUUACCAGAAUAAACUUUUGGAGCAACGUCGCAAAGACUUCUUACAAGAUGCCACCUUUCCAUGUGUUCUGAACACAUUGCAAAUCAUCAACAAACGUAGUCCUAUGAUUAUUGGUGUUGAUGUCAUGGAAGGCUCAUUGCGUAUGGGAACACCAAUUUGCGCUGUUAGAACAGACCCAACGACAAAGGAGAAGAACAUUUUGCUUCUAGGUAGAGUAGUGGGUCUUGAAAUCAACCAUCAAGCAGUUUCAGAAGUUAAGAAGGGGCAAACAGCCGCUGGUGUUGCCGUUCGUUUGGAAGACCCAUCGGGCCAACAACCAAUCUGGGGUCGUCAUGUUGACGAAAAGGACACUUUAUAUUCUCUAAUCACGAGAAAGUCUAUUGACACAUUGAAAGAUCCUGCAUUCAGAGAUCAAGUUGCUAGAUCCGACUGGCUGUUGCUGCGUAAACUAAAAGUCGUUUUUGGUAUUGAAUGA
Molecule: messenger RNA, 2973 nt
Organism: Lachancea fermentati
Lineage: Eukaryota; Fungi; Ascomycota; Saccharomycetes; Saccharomycetales; Saccharomycetaceae
Source: the annotation of a GenBank genome assembly